Oryctolagus cuniculus (rabbit) is the source of this 2708-nucleotide messenger RNA. Lineage: Eukaryota; Metazoa; Chordata; Mammalia; Lagomorpha; Leporidae. The record is from RefSeq and is a predicted model, not a curated record.
GGUAACUUCCGGGGUCGUGCCGCGGAGAGACUACGUUUCCCAGAAAGCCUGCAGGGCCCUGCGCGCAGCCGCCGGAAGGAGUCUGUUAACACGCGGUUCUGAGAGCUAGAGGCGCGGGUUGUGAGCUUCGCUGGGGUGAUCGGCACCAUGCCCAAGGCCAAAGGCAAGACCCGGAGGCAGAAGUUCGGUUACAACGUUAACCGAAAGCGGCUGAACCGGAAUGCUCGGCGGAAGGCAGCGCCGCGGAUCGAGUGCUCCCACAUCCGACAUGCCUGGGACCACGCCAAGUCGGUGCGGCAGAACCUGGCUGAGAUGGGGCUGGCCAUGGACCCCAACAAGGCGGUGCCCUUCCGCAAGAGAAAGGUGAAGGGCAUGGAGGUGGACACAGAGGCGAGGCCCAAGGAGCUUGUGCGGAAGCCCUAUGUGCUAAAUGAGCUGGAGGCAGAGGCCAGCCUCCCAGAAAAAAAAGGCAAUACGCUGUCCCGGGACCUCAUAGACUACGUGCGCUACAUGGUGGAGAGCCAUGGGGAGGACUACAAGAGGAGUGGCAGAGCUUCAUCGAUUCUUUGCCAAAGGAUAAAAUGGAAGUUGAGUGACUGGGGUACACCUGCGCCUGGACCAGUGAAGCAGGAGCUGGGGCUUAAGGCAAGGCGGGGAAUGGUGUAUGGCUUCAGAUGUGGCUGCCACAGUCCACGCAAUCCAAAGGUGGCCCACGGACCACCUUUGGAAGGAGCGGUUCUUAGAGGCUCUCAUUUAUAUUCUGGGGGCUCAAGGGAAAGCCAGAGAAGCUGUUUUCAGAGCGUGUGGAUUGAAUACAAUCUGUACAUAAUAAUAAAACAAGGAUCUUUGACUUUUCUGAUUGUUUUAUGUAGCCCUGGGGCUACUCUGCCAAGGCAGGGAUUCCAUCGGGGUGCCAGCAGGUGCCAUGCUCACAUAUCCUCGCAGGCACGGCCUCCCCUUCUGCAGUGUGCUCUGUGUUCCUGUCCAGCAUUGCGUUUCCAUCAGCCCUUCUACAAAGCGUGCCUGGAGCCUGGGCGCCUCCCAGGGGACUGCGAGCUGAGGAGGGUCACCUGCUCUGUUCUCAGGGAGCUGGAUCAGAUCUGAGUGGAGCAGCUGGGAGUCCAUACGGAAUGCUGGUGUCACAGGCAGCGGCUUUACCCGCCAGCCCCAGAAGUAGGGAUUUUUAACAGGAAGUCCUUCCUAGUAGCUCUGAAAAGGGAACUCCCUCCGUUUCCUCCUCUGCUGCCUCUGGAAAAUGGGCUCCUCGAGGGACAAGGGGGAGAUUUGAGCCUUGCUGCCUCUGCCCAUGCCCUUGAACCCAGAUGUGAGACUACCUGUGUGUGUCUGUCAGCAGCCGUGGGAGAUACAGUCAAUGCCGAAACUCUGACGGGGUCGCAUUGGCAUUCUCAUUUGUGAGGGGAGCGUGCCGAGUGCCUGCAGUCCAAGUAUGGGGCAGCGGUGCAGGCAGGGUGGUCCCAGGCACUUUGCCGCAAUAGUAAGUUGUUAAACAGCAAGUCCCAGCCCCUGCCCCUUCAGCCAGUGUGGAGUUAGGUUGGGGGAAACCUUCUGGGAGGUAGCCAGCCCCUUCCCGCCACCCCUUGGGAGACGCUCUCACUGAUGGGGUUGCAGCUAGGGGUGGAAGUGGGAGUUUUUGAGAUUUUUUUUUUUUUUUGAAAGGCAAUAAGAUCUUCCAUCUGCUGGUUCACUCCCCAAAUGGCUGCAACAGCCAGGGCUGGGCCCAGCUGAAGCCAGGAACCAGGAACUCCAUCCAGGUCUCCCGUGUGGUGGCACUUGGUACUGAGGCCAUCUUCCACUGUUUUCCCACAUGCACUAGCAGGAAACUAGAUCAGAAGCUGAGCAGCUGGUACUUGAGCUGGCACUAAUUUGGGAUGCUGGCAUCUCUAGCAGUGGCUUAACCCACAGCACCGCACCAGCGCUGAAGGAAGUCUGACUAGCCAUUGCAGAAGCCUUCCCGCAGCAACUGCCGCGGUGCAGGCUGGAUUCCAGGCGAGAGCCCAGUGCUUAGCUCGUUAAGCACACAGAAGGCAUUUUUAUAGUAGUGACAGUAUUGCUACAGGAAUCGCCGCAGGAGGCUCAUGGUGACUAACAGGACGUGGUCUGGGGUUCAGGUUCACUGGCAGUGGCAAGGAACCUUGCUAGGCUAAGCACCUGAACUGGGUAAAUGAACACGGGACAUCUAGCGGGGGGCCUGAGUUUGGAUUCCAUUGGAGGGUGGAAGGUACCAGGCCAAGUAAAAGAGCCCCAGGAGCAGCCAGCCCAGCCUUUGCUGGGUUGCAAGGCUGGGUCCAGUGAGUGGGGCUGUAGGACCCUGGCAGCCUGCCUUGACUUGGGAUGGAUGAGCUGCCUUCAGGGGUCACCAGGAAGACAGCAAACAGGAGGCCCAGGUAAGCUGUGGAAGUGGAGGCUUCAAAGCCCAGUGACACCUUUCCAGCCUGGCUGCUUGCCUAUAAAAUGAGAUUAAAACCCUGUGCAUAGGGCUGGCACCAUGGUGCAAGUGGCCUGGGAUAGCAGUGGAAGAUGGCCCAAGUCCUUAGGCCCCUGCACCUGCAUGGGAGACGGGGAAGAAGCUCCUGGCUCCUGGCAGCUCUGGCCAUUGCAGCCACUGGGGAGUGAACCAAUGGACCAAAGACCUUUCUCUCUGCCUCUCCCUCACUGUCUGUAACUCUACCUCUCUAAGUAAAAUCUUA